AUGGCGCAAGACAAACCGGCGAUGUCGACGCGCGAGCGCUUCCAACACUUUACGCCCAUGGUGGCAUUCAUUACUUUUUAUAUGUCCAUCUGCGCGUUCAACUUUGGCUACGAUGUUGGCAAUUUCUCCGGGGUCCAAGGAAUGAGCAGCUUUGCGCGGCAGUUUGGCAAGUAUGAUGCCAAAACAGAUACCUGGGCGAUACCUGGUUAUCUUUCCUCUAUCAUGACAUCCAUGCCAUUUUUUGGGAAAGCAAUUGGCGCUGCCUGCUGCGGUUGGAUCGCAGAACGAUAUGGCCGCAAGGUCGCUGUAGCUGUUCUCGCCAUUACCUCACUAGUCGGCGUUCUGCUCCAAGUCUCCGCGACGACGGCGGGCCAGUUCACGCUGGGCCGAGUGAUUAACUUCGGCAUGACCGGCUUCACCAUCGUGGUUGUGCCCAUCUACCAGGCCGAAUGCGCCCCCAAGGCUAUUCGGGGCCUCUGCAACUCCACACUCCAGAUGAUGAUCAUGUGCGGGCAGACAAUUGCCUCUCUGGUGGUCUAUGGCACGGAGAAGCUCUCAGGAAACAAGGCCUGGCAGAUUCCUACCGGUCUGCAGUUCCUGGUUCCGCUCAUCCUGUUGGCGCUGCUUCCCUUGAUCCCAGAGUCUCCUCGCUGGCUACUUGCUCGUCAUCGCAUCGACGAAGCGACCAUUUCGCUACGUCGGCUCCGAGGCGAGGCGGUCAGUAACGAUAGAAUUGAAGACGAGAUCCAGGAGCUUCAGUUGGCCAAUACCAACGAUGGCAAGGGCAGUUGGCAAGAGGUCUUCAGCAAGAAGAAUAAACGUCGCACCACGGUAGCCAUUCUGGCGAUGUUCGGACAGCAGAUCACCGGCCAGGCAUUUAUCAGCCAGUAUAGUGUGGUCUUCUACGAGGGACAGGGAUUCGGCAGCAAGUCCUUCCUCUUCAACAUCAUCAAUAAUGUGUGUGGUGUGGCAGGGACUAUCAUUGCCUUUAUGGUUGUGGAUGGAAUGGGUCGUCGGCCUCUCCUGUUGGUUGGUGGCGCCCUGAUGGGCACGUUUCUCCUCAUUGUCGGAGGCAUCUCGACGAAUCCACAUCCUCCCCAGGCAGCGCGGAAUACGAUGGUCGCCUCUCUCGCCCUUUACACUUGUAUGUUCUGUGUCUCGUGGGCGCCGGUGUCCUAUGUCGUGCUCAGCGAAAGCGCCGCGUCGCGGGUAAAGGAAAAGACGAACCUGCUGGCAUGCAUCAUCUCGGUGCUGACGACGUUUGUCACCACCUUUACGAUGCCGUACCUGAUUGACGCGGGCUACGGGAACCUCGGCGGCAAGGUUGGCUUCGUGUACGGGUCGAUCUGUUGGGCGUACGUGGUAGUGACAUGGUUUGGCAUCCCAGAGCUUAAAGGCCGCACGCUGGAAGAGGUGGACUACAUGUUCGAUUCGGGGGCUCGCCUGUGGCAGUUCUCCUCCAUCCGCGUACCAACGCGAGAGGAGGAGAGUGUUGAAAGUGUGGUUGGGAAGUAG
This is a messenger RNA of Penicilliopsis zonata CBS 506.65, 1515 nucleotides long. RefSeq lists its product as hypothetical. Gene Ontology annotation, molecular function: carbohydrate:proton symporter activity. The record is from RefSeq and is a predicted model, not a curated record. Gene Ontology annotation, cellular component: membrane. Bases 1 to 1515 code for a protein of 504 amino acids. The transcript has 11 exons. Gene Ontology annotation, biological process: carbohydrate transport; transmembrane transport. NCBI's taxonomy places the organism in Eukaryota, Fungi, Ascomycota, Eurotiomycetes, Eurotiales, Aspergillaceae.